GCAGCAGAUACGGAAGAAAAAACAGCAUUAUAAUGCUCUCGCAAUAUAAAUUUCUACUAUUUGUUUUGAGUUUGUAAAUCGUUGUUGAUACACAAUGGAGCUGAAGAAGUGUUCACUGCGGCAUACAGUAAGUACAUCGAAAGUAAAUUUGCUCACUUGCAUCAAAAAAGAUCUUUUAACGGAGAAGACAAAAGAUUUGGUGUUUAUUGUGUAUCGUACAUUACCAUUUUUGAACUAUUCUUAGUGAUUUUGUUAACAAAAACAAAUUUUUGUAGCUUGCAGAACGAGACUGCCGUAACGAACAAUAUCAAAAGAAAGUUUUGUGCUGUUUGGCGAAAAUGACUUCUAAUUUGGCAAAAGAAGAACUGCUCCAACGCGUUAAAGAACUAAAGUUUCAACGCAUCUUGAAUAUUGAUACCAAGUCGAAGUCCAUCAAUAUACUUGGUUGCAUUCAGGAUCAGCUUGCGAUUCUUAUUUUAGAAAAAACGGCGUUUGAUUUAGAACGAAUUGAUCUGAACCAUAUUACUGAUUACAUUCUUGAUGGAAAACUCAUCCAAAACAACGACGUUUUCCAUUGGUAUCUAAAUACUUUCCAACAAAGCUUGGAAACGUUACCGUCCAUUAAGACAACGCUUAUAUGGCCUGCUUCUGAAAAUCAUAUCAAAAAGUAUUCUACACAACCAAAAAGAAUGAUUGUUGAGACACCCGAUAUGUACGAACGGCUAACACAACCUUUCAUUCUCACUCAGAGAGGUUCUCAGAUUCAAUGGGUUCACAAUAUUCUCGACCACAAAGCAGAAUCAGACCGUAUUGUGCUUGAAGACCCUGACCGUGAGAACGGUUAUAUCAUUUUACCUGAUUUGAAAUGGGACCGACAAAACAUGCUGGCGUUUAAUGUCAUGGCUAUUUCUCAUUCACAUGAGAUUGCUUCUAUUCGAGAUCUGAAACCGAAACACCUUGGCAUGCUUCGUAAUUUACGCGAGAGUGUACUCAAAAAAAUCCCUACAAUUUUCCCGGUGGAAGCCUCUCAGUUGAAAUUGUUUGUUCACUAUCCGCCCUCGUACUAUCAUUUUCACGUACAUAUCAUGCAUGUAGAUCAUGAAACGGGAGAAGGCUCUGCUGUCGGCCGAGCAAUCUUGCUGGACGAUAUUAUUGAACGGCUGCAACUGCUAGGUCCAGAGGGGUUUGCGAGUGCUAAUCUUACUUUCUCAGUUGGCACUCAAAAUCCACUCUAUACUAUUUUUGCGGGUGACGAGAGUCACCAAUAAGUUUUUGUCAUUUGCUAGCGUAACAUAACACCCAACGUCUUUGAUCAUUCCUAUUCAGUUUAUAUUAAAGUGAACAGGAAUAUUUAAUCUAUUAAAUAAGGGAAACGAUUCCCUGCUGUACAAAGGGAGCUAUUGCGGAAUACCGCAAUAAUAAAAUGCUUCCCUUAUCUAGAUUGACAUACUCAUCCUCUGCAACUCUUACACUUUCCUCAACGGUUGAGUUAACUAGACAAAACACCGUUCUGUCUACAUCCGGUUCCACGACCAUGGAUAUAUUUCCGACUGUAUCAUCAAGUUUUGUCAUUUUUGGAGGCAAAUCUCGAAGAAACGAAUUUACAUAAAAUCGAUGAACGAUUUGUUGGUGUCUUAGCAAAUACUGCCUUUCUGAAGAGGACAGCAACGCAAGUACAUGAGGGUGACUUUGAAUGUAUUGGGCGAAUUUGUCGAUUUUAGCGAUUCUACACCGUAGAUACACGCGAACAACAAAUUUUACCCGUUCUAGUUCAUUUUGAAUAAGGACACUUCUGUAAUCUGUAGUGUUUUCAGUUUCAAGAAUCUCUUCAAGAGACUCCAGCUGAGCACGUAUACGUUCCAUUACACGUCCCACGACGUCUGUAGCAAAAGGCAGAAUUUCUGGAGCCAUUUUUUCGUUUAUCCAGCACCGACAAAGUUCAUCAUAAUCCUUUUCAUUUUCAUCUGGUUCCUCCAAAUUAAAUAUUGCAUCUUCAUCCAUCCAAUCCAUCGCUGGAGGCUCUUUUUGUUCUGUUGCCGAUGUGGUAGUCUAGUCGGGGUGAGGUAACAUUGUCACCUCUUGGGUAUGCUAUGCCAAAAACAAAAAUGUA
This is a messenger RNA of Schizosaccharomyces japonicus yFS275, 2110 nucleotides long. RefSeq names its product m7G(5')pppN diphosphatase. The record is from RefSeq and is a predicted model, not a curated record. The coding region runs from base 339 to 1268 and encodes 309 amino acids. Gene Ontology annotation, biological process: deadenylation-dependent decapping of nuclear-transcribed mRNA. The transcript is spliced from 5 exons. Gene Ontology annotation, molecular function: RNA 7-methylguanosine cap binding; 5'-(N(7)-methyl 5'-triphosphoguanosine)-[mRNA] diphosphatase activity; hydrolase activity. Gene Ontology annotation, cellular component: nucleus; cytoplasm. NCBI's taxonomy places the organism in Eukaryota, Fungi, Ascomycota, Schizosaccharomycetes, Schizosaccharomycetales, Schizosaccharomycetaceae.